Closterium sp. NIES-67 is the source of this 3563-nucleotide messenger RNA. The record is from the annotation of a GenBank genome assembly. NCBI's taxonomy places the organism in Eukaryota, Viridiplantae, Streptophyta, Zygnematophyceae, Desmidiales, Closteriaceae.
CUCCUUCAAGACUGCCAGAAACAGGGAGCCAGAUAAUCUCUCAGUGACAGUGAAGGCGCCAUCCACGGCUCCAUAUCAUAGCAGUGUUUGGAGCUAGGCAGAAACGGGCUUACCUGCUUUGUUCUAGCAAUACCAUGACACGAGCCAGUGUGCAUCAGAGGGACCGCGUGUCAUCGAAUGCUGGGAACGUGUUUUGAGUCGACUCAAAAAACACGUGUGAUCAAAUGCUGGGACCGAUAACCUUUUGACAUGUGCCAAGUUACCAGAGCGUUCGAAUGGUCGGGGGAACUGACCAGAACUGCAGUCGUAGGAGUCCUUCAGGCUUGCUCCUCACGCUGUGCGAUAAGCGUGCCGUCUGAAACUCUUCAAAUCGUAGGACGCCAUACAAACGCCGAAUUGACGCUCGACCAUCGACUUCAUCAAAAUCGUCACGAAAUCCGUCAAGUUCCGUCUACGCCUACGAAUUCCAUUAAAUAUUACCCCCAGAGCCCUCGUGAUGGUGGCAAGGUCCGCACGCGUGCCCUCUAGGCGAACCCCAGCGGGAGGUGACAAUGUCAGGAGUGACCAGGGCGCGAGCGGCGAGCCACGCGGCAUGGCGAGCGGCAAGCAGGGCGGCGGCAUGCCGUCGGAGCUGGUGGAGUCGAUCGAGACGUUCAUCCGCCACCACGCCGACCUCGCCGACGACUCUGUCACCGCCUUGGCUAACGUGGCGUAUUUCCUCUUCACUAUGUCAGAGCUCACCCACCAUCCCCUCGCUCCACAUAUUCCCAGAUCCCUCCGCCAGCGCAUGGCUCAGGUAGUGCGGAGCUCCAAGGAGGGGUUGCUGGUGUGGCGCGCUGCCAACCUGCUGGCUCAGACAGAGGCAGCUGAGGGCACUGAGGCGUGGCUUCCCAACAUUGGCUAUGACUCGCCCACACCAUCCCACAUGAGCCUUGCAGGCCUCUUCACUGCAGCAGCAAAGGCAGUGACAGCCACGCAGCAAGGCAGUUCUCAUGCAGACGAUGCUGAUGUGGAUGAUGCUGAUAAGGGCGCUGGCAGUGGUGGGGAGAAGGAGGGUGAGGAGAACGUUGAAGUGGAAGAGGGUAUAAGGAAAGAGGGUAUAAGGAAAGAGGGUAUAAGGAAAGAGGGUAUAAGGAAAGAGGGUAUAAGGAAAGAGGUGAAAGUCGAGGCGAAGAAAGGGAAAGGUGGUGGAGAAGUGGAAGAGGAGGACGAGGUGCAGGUGAUGGAGACGGGGGUGGAGACGACUGCUGAGGUUGGGAGUGAGGGAAAGGGAGUGAAGGAAGAGGGAGAAGGAAAGGGAGAGGAGGAAGCAGACAGAAAGGGCCCAGGCGUGGGCGAAGGCAGGGGGGAGGGGGCUGAGCGAGAGGGAGAGGUGGGGGAAGGGGAAGGGCAGGAAGGUAUAGAGGAAGUGGUGGAGGAAACGAAGGCUUCAAGCAGAGCGGGUAGAGGGAGGGGGAAGAGGAGGCGAGGUAGGGGAGGGAGGGCAGCAGCAGGUAAGCGCAGAGUGAGGGGGAAGAAGGCUGCUGAGGCGGAGAAUGACGCGGAAGUUGGUCGGGCGAGUGAGGGUGUGGAUGUUGAGGAAGUGAGGGAGAUUGAGGUGGAGGGGGGGGAACCGGGGGGUGAUGACAAGGUGGUUGAGCUGAGUGGGAAUGAGGGGGAGGAGGUCAAGGAGUGUGUGGUGGAGGUAAAGGGGAGUGCGGUAGAGGAGGUGAAGGGGAAUGUGGUAGAAGUGGAGGAGAUGAAAGGGAGUGACGUAGAGGGUGGAACUGUGGAAGUCAGAGAGAGUGUGGAAGCAGCGGAGGAGGUAAAGGACCCUUUAGUGGUGGACAUUCCAAGUGGUAACCAACAGGGUAACCAACAUGGUGACCAGCUUGCUACAGAGCUUACUGCAAAGGCACAGCAGGAGAAGCUGGCAACUGGAACAGGUGCAUUCGGCAAGGCACAGGAAGAGAAGGUGGCAACUGGUGCAGGUACAUCUGGCAAGGCACAGCCAGUUACCCGAGUGCUGAGGUCAGGGGGCAAUAGAGAGGCUGCGACUACAGCGGGGGGAGGUGCUGGAGAGUCAGUAGGAGCAGCAGCAGCAGGAGGAAGUGAGAGGAGUCAAGGAAGGGACGGAGUGAGGGAUGGAGGGAGGGAUGGAUGGAGGGGGAAGAGAGUACGGUCUGCAGAGGAUGUGGAGCGGGAGGAAGCUGCAGCUGAAGAUGCCACGUGUCAGUCCCUGGCGUCGUCCCGGCUGCUCCUGCUCAUCAUUGACGUGCUUGUGAGGGACUUUCAUCGUCACCGCCACACGCUACUCUUGUCCCCAUCGCUGCCCAUGUAUCGUCGCCUGGAGACAAUCAAGUCAACUCUGCUCUUCCGGUUCCUGCAGGGUCAGGACCAACUUGCAGUAAACGAGUUAUGGGAAAGUGUGCUAGGUCUGGUGUUCGCAUGUGCUGGGGAUGAGGCACAGGGGGAGGCGGAGGAUGAUGAUGAUGAGGAGGGGGAUGUAAAGAAGGAGGAUGUAGGGCAGGCAGGGAGAGCAGGGAAAGAGGGUGAGCAGGCAGGGGGGAACGAGGGGCACGAAUCAGGAUUACGGGGUCAGGAGGGAGAGGCGAGGAGAAAGCGAACUAGGAGGGGAGGGGAAGGCGAGGAGGAGAAGACGGGGGGUAAACUGGGCAAUAAUCCGCAUCGCGAAGAAAAGCAAGAGAGGGAGGGCAGGGAGGACGUCAGCCAUUUCCCGAUCCGCCUGGAGCUGGCUCGAGCGGCUCAACUGCUUCUGGGCGCUGUGUUGGACCUGUACGGCAUCGUAGCUGACAAUGACGGAUACCGCAUCGUCAGAGCCAAGAAUGAAAGAGAGAGCUUUGAGGAUCGCCUGUUGAAGCUCGUUGCGUCUGAGACCAGCGUUGCCAAGAGGUGCUUCUUUAUCCAGACCAUGGUGGAUCCGCGCCACAAGUAUCAUCUCAUCGUCCACCUCUUCGCUCGCCACGGCCCUCAUAAGCUGAGGGCAGCACUGGCAAAGGACCCCAUGGGAGUGGGGGUGGGCAACACGAGCCUGCCAGUUCUCCUGCAGCAUCUGGGCUGCAGCAACCUGCCUCAGCUCAGGAAGGGCUCAGGAAUCAAACGCGACCUGCUGGCCGUGCUGCUGUGCCACGCCACUCAGGCUUACUUUGACUUCAAUCCGUCUGCGAUAUUAGAGUCCCUGGUAGCACAGAAGCCACCUGCAACAGGCAAGAGAUCGAGCAGGAAGAAGGCGGCUCAAGGAGGUCCAGAGGAGGCAGCACCAACACCAUCAACACCACCAACACCACAACCAGUGGUGCUGUGUGACAUGAUAGCAGAUGCAGCGAAGGCCUGCGCUUCCUCAGGUGCAUUGUCAAGUUUAAGGCGGAGCUGCCUCACUGCCCUAGAUGCAUUCAGCAGGAGCUUACAAUAACAGCUGUACAAGUUCUAUGGUAUCUGUUGGGCUGAGAAUAACCCUUUAGGAUCUUUUGCAGAGACCAAGUCCCAGCUGUAGAGACUUGAGACUUGGAGUAGUGCAGCGGAAGUUGAGGCAGUUGAACCCUUGUACUAGUAUGUGAGAACAA